Chironomus riparius is the source of this 3672-nucleotide messenger RNA. Lineage: Eukaryota; Metazoa; Arthropoda; Insecta; Diptera; Chironomidae. The record is from the annotation of a GenBank genome assembly.
UUCAAAGUUGCAGGAAAUGAGAAAACUUAAUGUAAAUAAAAAUUCGAUUAUGUCCCGCUCACAAAAGUCGAUACCGCAGCCCAAAAAAGUGGCACCACCAUCAGUUCCUGACAUGUACCGUUACAACAACAGCCCACAGUCACCAUCACAACUUAAAGACAACGACGAUGGUGGUUUUAAACGUCAUCUAAUGGAACCGCUCUCGCCAUCAUGUCUCACAGUGUCUUAUCAACGUCGUUCAGCUGAUCCAAUAUCCCACAAAGCAGCAAUCUAUUAUCAUCAGCAAUAUGGACUUCAAGAAGAUCAAGGAAUCGACUUGACACAAUCACCGGGACGUGACUCGCCUGGAUCAUCGUCAGGAUCAGCUGGAAGUGGCUCAAGACAUUCCACCGUGUCACUGGAUAGUGGACGAUCGUCAAGUUAUCUUACGGGAUCUGUUGAUCGAAUGAGUACACAAUCGGAUCACGAUAUGAUUGUCAAUUGGCUACUUAUGCUUAAUUCUGAUGACUUUUUGCCAUAUGCCGGUAAUUUUAGUUCCGCUGGAUAUGAUCUCGGGACGAUAACAAGAAUGACACCGGAGGAUCUCACUGCCAUUGGUAUCACCAAUCCGCAUCAUAGGGAAGUUAUUAAGGCUCACAUUGAGGAGCUGCAAGUCAAUGACUCGUUGCCGCAUUAUGUGCCGGGCUCAAUUGACGAAUGGCUACGCCUGCUGCGUCUAGAAGAAUACAUAAUUCCGCUUCAAAAUGAAGGCUUUCAAUCAGUACGCGAUAUGACAAAAUUGAACGAGGAAGAUCUCGAGGACAUUGGCAUUGUUAAGUUAGGGCAUCAAAAGAAAAUUUUAUUGGCAAUAAAGCGUGUUAAGGAUAUAUUGAGUGGUAAAGUUGUAGUGCCUUGUGUCAACUUUUGCUGUCAGCCACAAAUGCAACCAGCAAUUGCCAUCGGACCGGUUUAUUCGCAGAGUCAACUUCACGAGGAUCAGUUCACACACAUACCCACGAAAACAACGUAUUAUGAUCCUCGAAUGGUUCCUGAUAUUCAACCAAUAACGCCAUAUGCCAAUCAAUUGCCGCAUCCACAGCCCUAUCCACAUCAUCCACAGAUGUCGCAUGCGAUGCAAUCAUGGCGACGAAGCUACGACGACGGUGACAUAACUCCAACAAAUGAAAUAAUGGAAGCAAAGAAUGAAGCAACGGGAGGAGGAACCCUUCCACGUCAACAACGUCAAACAAAGCGUUCAGUAACUCCCGUUAAAAUUGACUUACCACCACAACAGCCGCUCUUCAAUACAAAUUAUACAGCGGAAGCGCUCAAACAAAUGUCAAUGUACUAUAGUUCGCCAGCUGCAGCAAUUGCACAUCAACAGCGACAAGAGGCGGAGUUAUGCCAAAAAGUUGAGAAAUGUUAUAUUGAUGGUACGAAUGUACAUUAUAGACCGCAGUAUGUGACACCAAAUUAUCAGCAAAUGAUGUACCAGCAUCAAAUAAUGCAGCAACAACAGCAGCCGAUGUUUGGAAAGUUGUAUGCUGGACAGACGCAUCAAACGCAGGCAGAAGUGCAUGUUGAGCAUUCACAGGUUGAAGUUUGUAUGUCAAAUUCCUCGAUCGACUCAAUCGAUCAAAUUCCAUUCGCAAACGAAAAUGCGGGCACAAUUAAGCAACGAGCACUAAAUCGCCAUGACUUGCCACAAUCAGCAUCAUCAUCAUCAACAUCAUCAUCCAACUCAUCCGCAUCUACAGCCAUUCCAUUAUGCAGUACCGGUGGUAGAGUCACCUCACCCGCAACAACCGAAUGCGAUACGAAUUUAGAUGAUCCAGACGACUCCGAUACUGUCUUUAAUGACAUUAAUAUUAUGCUCAAUAAAUUAAAUGGUGAGAUUGACAUUAUGAUUGAACAUGGUGCAGCUAAUGCGGGUAACAACGGUGCAGCUGAGGAAUAAAUUUAAAAGAAAGGAAAUUUGGGACAAAGUCAUUAAAAGUUUAAGGCAAAAAAAAAUAAUUUUUUUUAAUAAUUCAAAUCCGAAUUUUUCAAAAAGUAAUAAAAUAAAGAAGAAAAAAAUUGGAAAAAUUUCGUGUAGCUUUUAUGUUAAGAUUGACUAGGAACAUAUUUUUAAGUACAUUUUGAAUGCCUGAAAACAAAUGAGGACAAAAAAAAACAAAACAAUUGCUUGAGCUACAUAUGAAUGCCAUGCUUGCGCGUGGAAGUUACUGCAAAGAGAGAAAAAAUGUCAAGCAAAAAUUUGAAAGAUUUCACAUACGAAUGUUAAGAAAAGACUGACAAAAAAAUAUGAAAAAUAAAAAUUAAGAAAAGAUGGGAAAAAAAUUAUUAAAAAAAAAUAUUUGAAAUUUAAAAAGUUUUAGGAGACAAAAUUGCACUUUAUUUUUUGGGAUUAGAAAUGAAAUUUAGUCAAAAAUUUACUGUUCAAAAUUUAAAGUUUCCGUUAAAAAAUUUGAAUUUUUCGACAGCACGGAAGUUCAAAGUCGACCUCCGUAAUUUGCAAAGCACGGAAGUUCAAAAGUGCAGCUUAAAAAUUGAAUAAUUUUGAUGAUUUUUUCUGAGAUUGAGGUUUUUCCUUCUCUUAGGUUCUCCUAUCAGGACCUAAGCAACUCCUUGCAGACUCGAUGAUAUAGACAAGGACUGGAUGCCCUGUCCAAACUGAGGUACAACUUGUAGUACACCUGAAUUUAAAAUAGCUGGAGAAAAGUCUUUAAAAAUGGGGUUUGGGUGGCAGGAAUGUCAUAAAGGUUAAAUUAAAUUGUUGUUCAGGUUUAAGAUUAAAUCUGCAACUAAGAUUGCCUGAAUGUGACUAGGUGCCCUACUUUAUUAGGUCUCUAUCCUGAAUAUAUCAAAAUGUAACUGAUAUUCAAGAUAUUUGAACAUCUUAAAGGUUCUACAAGUCAAUAGCGACACAUUAUAAGUCUUUAAACCUAUCUAAAGCUCUAAAAAUCAAUGUCAUGUAGUUGUGUACCCCAGAUUAUAUAUAAUAAAGCACAAACCUAGUAAAGUGCACAUGAUAAAGAACCCAAAUAUCUCUUAACUAGGCACAAUGUACGACCACAUUUAAAUUCUAUACUCAACCUUAUAUGUGGUAGUCAAAAAGCCCAGAAAAAUCUCAAAUCUCAGAAAAAAAAAUCCCGCGCGGAAGUUCAAACUUACCUUUAGUUCAACUAUUAUUCCAUCUUCAAAAUCUAAACUAUACAAUCCUUGCAACAAUAAAAGAAAGUUCCAUAAAUUAUAAAAUAUUCCGUUAAAAAUGAAAACAUUCACUUUUUAUAUUCCCGCAUGGAAGUUCAAGAAUCACUUGUUUUUUAAUUUUUUUUGUACAUUAUUUUAUUUAUCUUAGAAGACAAUUAUAUCCAGAAAAUAUAGAAUAAUUUUUAUACAGCGAAGAUAACUUAGAAAUCCAGUGUAAUUUGAGAAAAAGUGAAAAAACUUCCACGCUGACUAGGCGUGGAUGCUUCAAUAAAUCAUUUUAUAAUUAUUGUUUAGUUUAUACUUAACACAAUAGAGAGACUUAAAGAGAUAAUAUGGGAAAAAAAUGUACUAAUAAUAAGAAUAAUAAUAGAAUAAAAAUAUUUGAGAAGAAAAAACUUCCACGCUGAGUUGUGGAAGGACACAAAACAACAAUUAAUACUUUGUCAUAUUCCACACGAAAAUUGAAAAUAGAAAAUAAUU